UUUGAGAGGAUAUAUAUAUAUGUAUACAAAAUCGGUUUUUAAGUUUUUUUUUGUGGUGGAAAAUAAAAAGUGAAUAAUAGUUAAGAUUAGAGAAACACGAUAAGAAGAAGAGAAGUUAAAUAUCAUUGAUAUUUGUUUUUUUUUUUUUGAAAAUAAAAUAUCGAUCGAUUGGAGUUAUACGAGGAUGACGAUGACGAUGUUCUGGUAGAGGCAGGACCUUUCCUCCUCCAGGAUAACGAGAAAUGGCGUACGGAAUAUCAUUCGAAGCUACUCUCAGCGGCACUGUACUUUUCCUACUGGUACUGCUACAAGCGGCACUGGUGUGGGAGGAGGUACGAGCCGCACCAGCCAAGAGAAACGACAUACUAGCUGGGACGGAGUUUCUUUCGGUCUUCAUAAACGGUGCUAUGGCGCCGGCGCCCCAAAGACGACGAGGAUUCCGUCGUGGUGGUCAUACGUCAUCUUUAUCCUCAUCAUCGUCGUCAUCAUCAUCCUCAUCUUCUUCAUCGUCCUCUUCGUCUUCGGGAGACAGCGUCAGCUCGGAGUCCCAACACGAAGCAUCGAUUUACCGAAUCUCGAGAAAUCCCAGUGGCCGAACUAGUAGCAUAACGACGAAAACUCAACAUUCCGGUCGUAGUCCCGACGAAAUAGUUCGUUUCUAUCCUAUCAGUCGUGAGAAAAAUGUCAACGACAACGGACAAGAAAAUUUGGCAUCGUUGAUCGACGAUUUGAGCAUGGCUACGAGCUUCUCACCAAAAGUUACCAACAACAAUCAAUCGUCCAGGUCUAACAACAGUAUCACCAGCAAUAACAGCAAUGCUAGUAAUCAUCAGAAAGGUAUAACUAGCAGGCAAAAGGUUAUAGGUGUGAGUGUAACUUCGACGGUCGAAGCAACCCCUUAUAAAGUUAGAGUCGAACAUUACGAUAGUUCCGACGCUCCUGUUGUCACAAGGCCACCUACUCUCAUUUCGACGACAUCCAACAAGGAUUCAGAGAAGUCUACUUCUAGGACUACUUCUCGACCGGUUACCGAGAGAUCUACUUCACCAACACCUACGACUAGUACUACUACUAGUACUACAUCUACGACUGUGAUGACACCAUUACCAGCUCGUUUGGUGACAGAAGAACUUACCAACAUCGUCUCGGAAUCAAAUAGAAGCGAAUUUUCCGUUGACGAAGGUUUCCCGAAAACCAGUUGGCGUCAACAGGGAUCCAUCACUCCCAGAACGACGACUAAACAUACUUCGAUCUAUGGAUCGUCCGAUAAACAACGUCCAAUCGUAAGCAGCACAACUUUAGGAACGGACGAAGAAAAUUACGAACUACCCGAAGACAAUUCGGAACCACACGAGAUACACGAGGAACCUAUGGAAAUCGAUUCCGAACAAAUCUUACCGCAAGGUAGAAAAGCUGGAAGACAUUACGAGGGUUCUCACUUUAACAGAGCAACCUCGAAAUACGGUCAAUCGUCGAAAGCUUACAAAUCUUCGAGACAAUACAGCGAACCUGCUAAAGUAUACGGCGAACCGGAAAAAGUUUACGGCGAACCUGCCAAAGUCUAUGGCGAACCAUCCAAGGUUUACAGCGAGCCCGCCAAAGUCUACAGCGAACCGGCCAAAAUCUAUAGCGAACCGGCCAAAGUUUACGGCGAACCAGAAAAAAUCUAUAGCGAACCGUCGAAAGUUUAUUCGGAACCGGCCAAAAUUUAUUCAGAACCGGCUAAAAUCUAUUCCCAACCUGCCAAGAUUUACGGUGAACCGAGCAAAGUUUACGAUUCAGAAGGUCAGCCAUUGAGACGCGAACAAUCCGGUGAACCUGAGGAAGAAAAUUACGAGCUCGACGAAUCGGUUAGCGUUGGUAGCAAUGGUAAAGCUUAUGGUCCACAAAUGACGAUAACCGAAGCACCCAAUUCGUCGGAUGUCGAGGAUGGUCACAAAGUUGGUUAUGUUGAGGAAGGUCGUAAUUAUCACAAAUACAGGGUUGAGGAAAGAACGCCCGAUGGUUUUAUAGUUGGUGAAUAUGGCGUUGUCAGUCACGACGAUGGUUCGCUCAGAGGUGUCAGGUACACGGCUGAUGGUACCAUCGAUCCAAGAUUGAUCUACGAAGCACUCAUGAAGUUCCUGGCUCUUUGAACAUUCGACAAAUUUAUCGAGAGUCUUAGGAAGUCUCCUAAAAAACAAAAAAAAAAAACAAAACAAAUUAAUAAAAGCGAUAAGUUUCGUUGAUCUUCUCCGUCAUUCAAUGGAAGCCACAAAUUUUUUUUCAAUAAUCUACCUUAAUCCUAUUUAUUUAAAAAACAUUCAUUUACAAGUUUUUAAUAUAAUCCUAUAUUAUAUCUAUAUAAAAGACUCUAAAGUUUGUUGCAAAAAAGUGUGCUUUCCAUUGGCGGGAAUUUUCAAACGAAAGAUUUACGCAACACGACUGAUUUCUUAUGUUUAAUUAUGUUUCUUUACUUUUUCUCUUCUUCUUCUUCUUCUUCUUUAUUUGUUCUUUUUUUUUCUUUUCUUUUUCUUUUCUCUUGCCAACUUAACUGCCUCAGUAUAGAAUUGUUUGAUUUAAGACGAUUUUAAUAAAUAUUUGUUGGAUAUCGAAUGAACAGUUAACCAGCAACAACGACAACAACAACUACUAUUGCUAUUACUACGACAACGAUAGAUUAUAUCGAAACGAUUGCGUGAUUAAUGACGAACGAAAGUUGUCCUUUCGUUACUAGAAAAAGUACUAUGAACUUUUCUAACGUCUUGCCAAUGUUUUAGAGUGUCUGUGACCUUCGUGAUGAUCGUUCGCUGGCCGCCCGAUCCGAUCGAAACGAUCCGUUCCGUUCCUUCCUUCCUUACUUCCUUCCUUCCUUCCAUUUAUUUUCUUUUUUUAUUCUGGUUCUUAAUUCUCCAAUCUAGAUUUGUAUCGUCCCUGUUUUUACAAGAAUGUCGAACUUGUUCUGACAUUUUUAAAUAAAAAUAUCAGCGUUAAUUAGUUGACACCUGUUAACAUAAGACAGAAUGCAAAUGAAUAAACAAAAAUUAUUCGUUUCAUAUAGGUUCAUUGAAACGUUUCUUGAAAAUGUUUAUUAUUUUUCUCUACAUUUUUGUUUCCUUUUUUUUUUGUUUUCUCACACGUUGACUGCCAUGUAGGUAACACUCGUGACUGCCAUUAAUUAUAUUGUUUUAUUUGUAAUCUUAUGAAUUGUGGCUUCUAUGAUAAAACAUGUCAAACUUACGUGACAGUUAACGUGUUAAUAUUACAACUGCCAAUAAUUUUCAUGAAAAAGGGUUGAAAAUGCUAAGAAAAAUGAAUGAAAAUAUUUGAAAUAUGCAGUCAUAGAUUAGAUUAAUUGUCAAAUACAAUGUCAUAUUCACUAAUUUGGUGGUUGUAGUGUU
This is a messenger RNA of Polistes dominula (European paper wasp), 3380 nucleotides long. RefSeq lists its product as uncharacterized. NCBI's taxonomy places the organism in Eukaryota, Metazoa, Arthropoda, Insecta, Hymenoptera, Vespidae. The record is from RefSeq and is a predicted model, not a curated record.